Messenger RNA from Sclerotinia sclerotiorum 1980 UF-70, 492 nucleotides. RefSeq lists its product as hypothetical. Gene Ontology annotation, cellular component: mitochondrion; cytosol. The record is from RefSeq and is a predicted model, not a curated record. Bases 1 to 492 code for a protein of 163 amino acids. Lineage: Eukaryota; Fungi; Ascomycota; Leotiomycetes; Helotiales; Sclerotiniaceae. The transcript is spliced from 2 exons. Gene Ontology annotation, molecular function: deaminase activity.
AUGGUAGCUUUUAAGUAUAUCACAUCACAAGCUCGAGAGGGAAAGAUAUUGCCGUCAGGAAGGAGCAAUGUUGUCAAGAAUCAUGUUCAGACAUUCUGCCACCAGGCUAAUCAAUCGUUCCUCUCGUUCCUCACUGGUCACAACACUGACCACAACACACCAGCAAAAUCGUCCCAUGCUGUGCAAACUCCUUUCGGUGUCUUUGUUUCCGGCCAACUACCAGCAGAUUUCGAAGGCAAUCUUGUUCAGGGCACAAUCCGUGAAAAGACGGAGGCUGUUUUCAAAAACCUUCAAGAGGUUCUCAUCACUGCUAACUCUUCGCUCGACAAGAUUGUGAAGGUCCAAGUUUUCUUAACGGACAUGAAGGAUUUUGCCGAGAUGAAUGAAGAAUAUGAAAAGUGGAUCACUCAUAAGCCGGCAAGAAGUUGUGUCGCCGUCAAGGAGUUGCCAAAGGGUGUCAAUAUUGAAAUUGAAUGCAUUGCCUUGCCCUGA